AAAGGGCAAAUUACAAAACUGUGCGAAAAGUUGAGGUACAUAGGCCGUAGCCAAUCAUUACAUAUGCUGUCUUUGUAGAAUUUUUAAUAAAUGGAAAAUUUCAAAAUGAGAUCCUGCCGAAUAUUUCCGCACAAAGUUACUAAAGCGAAUGUGCAUGUAGAGCUUUCAUUUUGGUGACACCUGUCAUUUCCGUGUAAACAUGCACAUGGUGGAGUAUUCUCAGUCAACACAUGUAGUCAUUUUCUCGUCGAUUGCCAAGAGUUUGAUUGCACCCACGCCUUCUACCAGGUUCCCAACGCUCUCCAUCGGCUUUGAGAGAAUUGAUGCACCCAUUGCGAGAAUUAGCCCCUUGCUAAUUACGCAUCAAGAAAACUGUGCAUUGAAGCCAUGUGCGUUGUUGACUUUCUACAAGUAAAGGCGACAUUUCUAAGCGUAUUCCAAUCGCAUCGAUUUCCAUAAAUUGAGAACAAUUUACUGCUUAAAUCAUAUUUUCCUGAGAUAUUAAAUUUGUACAUCACUUCUUCAGUCUUAGGCUUCAUGCAAAGUAUGAUGUACAGCUAACGCUAUAAGCUAGAAUGAACUAGGUGACAGAAAACUUUUCAAUUUUUAUGCGCGAAUCUUACUUCACCCGUACGACACUUAGUGAUACUCUUUAGAAUCCCACUU
Plasmopara halstedii is the source of this 666-nucleotide messenger RNA. RefSeq lists its product as uncharacterized. The transcript has a single exon. The record is from RefSeq and is a predicted model, not a curated record. Bases 200 to 415 code for a protein of 71 amino acids. NCBI's taxonomy places the organism in Eukaryota, Oomycota, Peronosporomycetes, Peronosporales, Peronosporaceae.